This is a messenger RNA of Fonsecaea nubica, 1920 nucleotides long. RefSeq lists its product as hypothetical. Lineage: Eukaryota; Fungi; Ascomycota; Eurotiomycetes; Chaetothyriales; Herpotrichiellaceae. Gene Ontology annotation, molecular function: FAD binding. Bases 1 to 1920 code for a protein of 639 amino acids. The transcript has a single exon. The record is from RefSeq and is a predicted model, not a curated record.
AUGCCGGCAGAGAUACCCUUGUAUGAUAUUGUGAUCAUAGGUGCUGGUCCAGUGGGUUUACUGCUUUCGGUAUCACUGUCACGAUGGGGUUACAAAGUCAGACACAUCGACAACCGACCAGUUCCAACAGCAACCGGACGAGCCGAUGGUAUCCAACCGCGGUCGCUUGAGAUUCUCCAAAAUAUGGGACUGAAACGAAAGAUCAUGGCUCAUGACCCCGCGCGAGUUUUUGAGGUGGCAUUCUGGGACCCAUCACCAGGUGGGAAGAUCGUGCGCACGGGUACUUGGGCCAGCUGUCCAGAAUUCCUAGACGCCCGGUAUCCCUUCACAGCGCUUCUUCAUCAAGGAUUGAUCGAGCGGGUUCUCAUUGAAGAUGUUGAGAAGAACGGCACCAAGGUUCAAAGACCGUGGACGAUCACUCGGUUCGAGACCAACCAAAAGAACCCAGAAUAUCCAGUCGAGGUAGACCUGAAGAACCUUGACAGCAACGUUACCGAGACCGUCCGAGCGAAAUAUCUCUUCAGCGGCGAAGGUGCGAGAAGUUUUGUUCGUGAGCAGCUGGGUGUACAGAUCCGACACAAGGACCCAAUCUCCCAUGUUUGGGGUGUUAUGGAUGGCGUUGUCCGGACUAACUUCCCCGACAUCAAGAUGAAAUGCACGAUUCACUCGGACCAUGGCAGUGUCAUGGUGAUUCCGCGCGAAAACAACAUGGUCAGACUCUACAUCCAGAUUGCCAGCUCCACAGAUCCCGACUUCUCUCCUCGGAAGACAGCCACUGUGGAGCAAGUACAGGCUGCUGCUAAACGAAUCUUCCAGCCUUAUUACUGCGAAUGGGACCGUGUCGAGUGGUACUCUGUCUACCCGAUCGGUCAAGGAAUCGCCGACAAGUACACUUUGGAUCACCGCGUCUUCAUGGGAGGCGACGUGUGCCACACACACUCCCCCAAGGCUGGGCAGGGUAUGAACACGGCCUUCCACGAUGCCAUCAACUUUGCAUGGAAGGUGCACUUGGUAGAAUCCGGCUUCGCUUCACGAGACAUCCUGGCUACCUACGAAGUCGAGCGACGCUUCAUUGCUGAGACACUCCUUAACUUUGACAACAAAUACGCCGCACUCUUCUCGGCACGACAGCCCACCGCCUCAGAAGUAGACGACGCUCACAAACAUGGCCAAGGUGAACACAAGAACGAAUUCGUUGAGAUGUUUAAAGCCAACUGCGAAUUCACUGCCGGAUUUGGUGUUGCUUACAACCCAAACAUCUUCAACCACUCCACCGAGCAUCCCUUCCAGCACCCCCUUAUCAUCACCGACAGCCAAAAGCUGCGUCCCGGUCGGAUCAUGCCACCGUCCAACGUGACUCGUGUCGUCGACGCCAACGUCGUUCAUCUCGAGAACGAAAUCCCGUUCAACGGGUCUUUCCGCCUGUUCAUCUACGCUGGGCUGUCGCAGUCGCCCAAGAAGGGCGCACACAAGGCUUUGGCCGACUUCGCUGAGAACCUAAGUGCAAAGGACUCAUUCUACUCGAAAUUUGGAAGCGAGGACCGCCGAAAAGACAACCACCACGACAUGGACAAUCCGCACUCUCGAUUCUUCUCGCUCGCCCUGGUCAUCGCCGCUAGGAGACCGGAAAUCGAGAUCUCCGACCUUCCCGCCCUGUUCCGAGACUACUCUGGCCGGGUCUAUGCCGACGACCGCAAGGACAUCAAGGUCCUGGACGCCAAAGCUGCAGCUCACGCCAAGGUCGGGUUGACUGGCGACGAAGGUGCCGUCGUGGUCGUGAGACCCGAUGGACACGUCGGCAUUGCCGUGCGCCUAACCGAGGGCCCCGGCACCGUGGAGGCCUUGGAGGGAUACUUCAAGGGCUUCACAGUCCGGACAGGCCUGGGCGGUGGUGCUGACAGGUUGAGAUCGCAGCUGUGA